Messenger RNA from Enhydra lutris kenyoni (northern sea otter), 1029 nucleotides. RefSeq names its product transmembrane and coiled-coil domains 5A. The record is from RefSeq and is a predicted model, not a curated record. NCBI's taxonomy places the organism in Eukaryota, Metazoa, Chordata, Mammalia, Carnivora, Mustelidae.
AUGGAAGAACACAAGAACACUCAGCUAGAUUAUGAUCUCCCUCUUUCCUUCAGCUCCUAUCCAUCCAUCCUUCACCACUCUCCGCCCCAAGCACCCCAUUGCCCUGAAGUGAUAGCCAUUGCAAAUCCCCCAUCCAAACCAGCCCUUCCAAGGUCAGAGAAAGUGGAAAUCUUAAGAUUGGUCCAGUCAAAGAGGAACAUUAACAGUUUGAACAUGGACCUUGAAAGGGACAUGCAGAGAAUAGAUGAAGCAAAUCAAGAACUUCUUCUCAAAAUCCACGAGAAAGAAAACGAGAUUCAGAGGCUGGAAAGUGAGAUCACCCAGACCAGAGACUUGGCUGAAGAUGAGGAGUGGGAGAAGGAGAACUGCACCACAGUAGAGAGGGAAAAAGCCUUGCAGGAGCUGGAAGAAGAAACAGCCAGACUCGAUAGGAAGAAUGAGACUCUGGUCCACAGUAUAGCAGAACUUCAAAGAAAGCUUACAAGAAAAUUACAUAAGGCAACGAAGUGUGAACAAGACAAAACAAAGGGAUCCUCAGAAGAGUCAAAGGCCAAGUUACAACAGCUGGAAGCUUCCUGUGCAGACCAAGAGAAAGAGCUAGCCAAGGUAAUGGAGGACUAUGCAUUUGUGGCUCAGCUCUGUGAGGAUCAGGCCCUCUGCAUAAAGAAGUACCAGGAAACACUGAGGAAAAUAGAAGAAGAACUAGAGACUCGGUUCCUUGAAAGAGAAGUAUCAAAAGUCUUGAGCAUGAAUUUUCUAAGAAAAGAGUCUAACAGCCAAAAUCAUAAGGAUCAUUCUCUACAAAAGAAGGGAACACUUUUCUGCAAAAGGAUUUUUCAAUAUGUCUUUUUCACCACCCUAUUUUUCAUCAGACUGUUGGGCUACUUGUUUUUUCAUAUAAGUUUUAUAAAUCCAGAUCUCCUUAUCAACAUACUGCCCAAGAUACUGAGCAGGGACAUCCUGUGGAAGCUAAGAUGCUUCUUCUUUCCAUCUCUCACACUUGAGACAGAGGACAUGUUACCUCACUGA